Molecule: messenger RNA, 2294 nt
Organism: Papaver somniferum (opium poppy)
Lineage: Eukaryota; Viridiplantae; Streptophyta; Magnoliopsida; Ranunculales; Papaveraceae
Product: protein NRT1/ PTR FAMILY 8.1-like
Exons: 5
Coding region: 346-2085 (579 amino acids)
Biological process (GO): transmembrane transport; oligopeptide transport
Cellular component (GO): membrane
Molecular function (GO): transmembrane transporter activity
Source: RefSeq, a predicted model, not a curated record
UUUAAUGUUCUGAAAUUUUCUUCUUAGUCUUCUUAAAUUAACCUCUUCCAUUAACCUAUCAUGUCAAAUAACCUUUUUAAUAUACAGAAAGACAUCCAGUCUUUUUCUUUCCAGAGAAAUUUUUUAUAAUAAAAGAGAGAUGAAUGCAAGGAUCCAUUGAUCACAACGCCUUCCCCUGUUUUUUCCUCUCUCUCUCUCUUCUCAAGCAUUACAGAGAGAAAAAUAGUGAGGGAGGGAGAGUGAACCCCUGUUCUUUAGAGAAGAAGAAGCAGAAGAGGGUGAGUGAUUCUUCCUGACAGGUGGAAUCCAAGAACAAAUAGAGAACUGCAAAAACAAGUUGUAGUUAUGGCAGAACAAAGGAAAGUAGAAGUAGUAAUGGCAGAGGAAGAUUACUGUACUCAGGAUGGUACAGUAGACUAUCGUAAUAACCCGGCCGACAAGACGAAGACGGGAACUUGGAAGGCUUGCCCAUUUAUCUUAGGAAAUGAAUGCUGCGAGAGAUUGGCAUAUUAUGGAAUGGGUACAAAUCUAGUGACUUAUCUGAAAGUGCAACUUAACCAACAUAAUGUUGUAGCCGUCAAUAAUGUCUCGAACUGGUCUGGGACUUGUUAUGUUACGCCAUUACUUGGAGCUUUUCUUGCUGAUGCAUACCUUGGAAGAUAUUGGACUAUUGCAAUUUUCUCUAUCAUCUAUGUUUUUGGAAUGACGUUGUUGACACUGUCAGCAUCUGUCCAUGGACUGAAACCGCCUUGCGACAGCCAAGGAUUAAAUUGCCAUCCAAACGGGCUUCAAACUAAAAUAUGUUUUGUGGCGCUUUACAUGAUAGCUCUUGGCACUGGAGGGAUUAAACCUUGUGUUUCAUCUUUUGGUGCGGAUCAGUUUGAUGACACAGACGAGAUUGAAAAGAAGCGUAAAAGCUCUUUCUUCAACUGGUUUUAUUUUACAAUUAAUAUUGGUGCACUCCUAGCUGCAUCAGUACUAGUAUACAUACAGACCGAUGUUGGUUGGAGCUGGGGUUUCGGUAUCCCAGCAGUUGCCAUGGCAAUUGCAGUAGUGAGUUUUUUCUCUGGUACUCGGUUAUACAGGAACCAGAAACCAGGAGGCAGUCCCCUAACCCGAAUCUGUCAAGUAAUAGUAGCAACUUUGAAGAAAUUUCGGGUUGAAGUUCCAGCAGACAAGUCUCUUCUGUAUGAGACCUCAGAUGAAGAAUCUGUUGUUAAAGGUAGCCGCAAGCUUGAUCAUACAAAGACAUUGAGUUUCCUGGACAAGGCAGCAGUUGAGGUACAAACGGAUCACAUAAAGGGGACGGUGAAUUCUUGGAGUCUCUGUACAGUUACUCAAGUUGAAGAACUCAAAGCGUUAAUCCGGUUACUUCCUGUAUGGGCCACUGGAAUCAUCUUUGCAACAGUAUACGGUCAAAUGGGAACAUUGUUUGUUUUACAAGGAAGUAGCAUGGACAUCAGCAUAGGUAAGUUUGAGAUACCCUCUGCGUCUCUCUCCAUAUUCGAUACUCUCAGCGUUAUCUUCUGGGUCCCAGUUUACGACCGAGUUAUCGUCCCAUUUGCGAGAAAGUUCACUGGCCAUAAAAAUGGUUUCACUCAACUGCAAAGAAUGGGAAUUGGCCUUUUCAUUUCUAUCUUCGCCAUGGUGGCCGCUGCAAUUUUGGAGCUCUAUAGACUAAGAUUAGUGAAGAAACAUGACUAUUACGACCUGGCGCACGUUCCCAUGUCAAUAUUUUGGCAAAUCCCCCAAUAUUUCAUUAUCGGUUGCGCUGAGGUUUUCAUGUUCAUCGGACAGUUAGAGUUCUUCUACGAGCAAGCACCGGAUGCCAUGAGAAGUUUGUGCUCUGCUCUGUCGCUCACAACUGUUGCGCUAGGGAACUACUUGAGCACCUUCCUCGUUACAAUUGUUACAGAUAUUAGCACAAAAAAUGGGAAGCCGGGAUGGAUACCAGAUAACUUGAACAGGGGACACCUUCACUACUUUUAUUUCCUCUUGGCAGUUCUGAGUGUUCUGAAUCUUGGCGCUUAUCUCCUUGUAGCGAAGUGGUAUACAUAUAAGAAGGCAGUCGGAACCCUUCGUUAACCGGUUGAUAGAUGUCUAAUGUUCCUGCACUAUGAAAGCUAAAGAUUGAUGAAAUCAGUGUUGUUGUACUAUGGGUGUGAAAUGUUUUUAGUUUUUCAGUUCUUUCCUGCACUUUUAGCAAGCUAAUUUCUCACGCUCGUCUUACUGUUCUCUAAAUUACCAAGCCAGUUUAAUAUUUCUGAAUAUAAGUGUUUGGGUUUCUGACAAGA